AUGGACCCUUCCGCCUGUCGAGUGAUAUACAUUGACGAAAGAUUCAACACAGAAAGAUGGAUUUCUAGAGAGGGGUUGUCUCCUAGCACGCCCGCAAGAGCAGGUUCGCAGGUGGAAUUCUCGGACCUGCCCCUCGACUUGCAGACUAACGUCAACGCCUUUCUGACUGUGUUCAACCAAGUGUAUGUAUGUAAUUCUGGGAGGGCGUUUUCCACAAAGUUGUCCGAACUUCACGAUCAGGUCAAGCUCGAUUGUACUCCAAUUCUCGCCUGCUUCGACGUCGGCUCCGAGUCAAAGCAUGAGCACACGAAAGCGAGACCUAGAUUCUUCCCGUCCUCCGACUCUCCAUUACCGUCCCCAAGCUUGCUGAGGAAGGAGAUCACCUUCUCUUCCGAAUCCGACGAGUCAUACGGCCUUCAACUUCUAUCCCGAAUAGCGUCCGAUCUACAAGUUGACGAGGGGGUCAAGCUGAUAAUACCGGUAGCGAUUGUCCAGCCCAAGCGGAAUGAUCCUCAGGACCAGGCUGUGGACGUCGAGCCUCAACCGGAGUCCGAUAUUAUCGAUGCCCAAUUAAUGUUACAGUGUCUGGAUGCUGGCGCGCUCGAUGUUGUAAAGAGCCCAUUGGACAAAGCCGGGAUCAUGGGUUUGACAGUCCACGCUUACCGAAUAUACAAAAAUGCGAAAAAGGAACAAGCAGGCUUCAUGGCCAUGGCUCGGAGGAAUCGCAAGCAAUCAUGGGUCGGCAUGGAAGAGGAGAAACCUUAUGCUUAUCUUCGCGAAGCCAUGGUGAAGAAACUGCUCAAAGGGAUUUGCGAGCCGCAAAAUCUUAUCGAGGAUUACCAGCAUCGCGACUUAUAUGUGCAAGAGUCGCGAAAAGAGGCCGUGGCAGAAGCUGUGGGCCGGUGGGACUUUUCUGCCCAUGAUUUUACCGAAGAUGAACUCGUCUAUGCUGGUUAUUUUAUGCUUAACCAUUGUCUUGAAAUGGAAGAGUGUGAGCAAUGGAGCAUGAAUCAACGCGACCUACUUCACUUCAUGCAAGGCUGCCGGAUCGCGUACAACUCCUUCGUCCUCUAUCACAACUUCAGGCAUGCUGUCGACGUCUUGCAAUCCGUAUUCUACUUCCUCCUCCAGAUAGGCACACUACCGCCAUAUCCUGCCGGUGCCGAACCAUCUCCUUUCGCAGACAGAAAAUCACCAAUAGCGCGCCUCUUAGGGCCUUUUGAAGCGCUGACUCUGCUGGUUUCAGCCAUUGGUCACGACGUCGGCCAUCCUGGCGUCAAUAACAUGUUUCUGGUCAAACUAAACGCACCUCUCGCACAACUGUACAACGACCAGUCGGUUCUAGAGGCCUUCCAUUGUGCGGCUUACUCUCAGAUUCUCCGGCGCCACUGGCACAUAGCAUUUCAGGACAAAGCUCUUCGGAAACUGAUGAUCAGUACCAUCCUCGCCACGGACAUGGGCAUCCAUUCCGACUAUAUGCAACAACUGGGAAAUCUACAGGAAAAGAUUCACGAAAGCGGAGCGACCGAUGGAUGGACUCCGAAGGACAUUGAUUGGGCACGGACCUUGGCUUGUGGACUGUUGAUUAAAUGCGCUGACAUCAGCAAUGUGGCGCGACCAUGGUUGGUGGCCGAAAAAUGGACCCAUCUACUGCAGAAGGAGUUUGCGCAUCAAGGAGAGAUGGAGCAAGCAGUCGGAAUGGAGACGACACUCUUUGGCGGCCCUCCCGAGCUGGGCAACAUGUUGAAGCUUGCUAAUGGCCAGAUUGGCUUCAUGACCAUCUUUGCUCAUCCGCUUUUCGCGAAUGUUGCUGACAUAAUUCCUGCCAUGCGGUUUGCCGCCGACGAGAUCCUCACGAACAAGGGCGUUUGGUUUACAAGAGCCGAGCACGAAAAGAAACUUCUGCUUGUCAGAAGGGGAACUGGGCUUGGUGAUGGCGGUUCAGUCAGUCCCAGGACCCAAAGUCCUGUCGGGCGAUCGCAGGAUCAUGGGAAGGAAAAGCAGUUGCCGACAUCUCCGCUCCGUGCUCUGGACCCUGUACCAGAGAAGCCGCUCCCUGAGUCUGCGCGUGGCCGGAAGAGUAGUAACACUCCUCCGCAAGACAGUUCUCAUCAGUCGUCAUUAGCAGCCGCUGCAGGCAUCGCUGUUCCGGGCGCUGAUACCACCACUCGUCGACAAUCAGCCUCGGAUUCCAGGCAGAACUUGAAUGUGUCGGAUCGCGAACGGUCGGGCUCAGCCCUCGUCAAUGGUGAACACAUUCCGGUGGAACUUACGCUCGAUGGCUCUCAUGGCGGUGAGAAGAAUAAUGCCAAUACUUCCAGCAGCACUCCACGGCUGGCAGCAGCAGCAAAUGACGCUGCAGAGUCUCUAGACCCCCUACAUGACACAAGAAGAGAUAACGCGGUAUCAAUGCGUGCAGGAACGGAGGCCAUCCCUCGGGAAGCUCUGGAAGAAAACGACACCUCAGAAGCGGCCGACAUGCAUAAAUUCAAUUUUGCGACCUCGAAGAAGGAUGAACCAGUGCGAACCUACGAUCCGCAACAACUUUACAAUCCUUCGCAUCCCGCCCUACGUGCGAGUGCACCAGCAAGCGACGUUGAGUCGAAGCAGUCGAAGAUCGAAGCGAUAGACGCAUCACCGCCGACUAAGUCGCCUCAGAGCGACAACGUGACAAGUAGUGUGCCGAGAGGCGGUGGGGGUGGCGAGCACGUAUUGACCCCUAGUGAAAGCACUGAAGCUACAAGCUACACCUCAGACAAGAGUGAGGAAUUGACAAGGCUUCGAAACAGUCUUCAGGCCAUACGAAACCGGACAGUAAGUGCACCGAUGCACUCAGGAAGUCCGGUACUGAGACCCAGUUUUAGCAUGGGCAGUAAUAGCGCCACCAGCAGAGAAAGCAGCAAAUAUGACAUACAUACGACCAUUUUGAGCAACGGAGACGUGGAUGAAUCGAGUGCGAAAGACAGAAAAGCCAGUACCAAGACUAUGGGCAGGAGGAGGAGUCGAUUAAAGCUGGGGCUCGCAUUCUGGAAGAGAAACCGAAGCGAAAAGAGCAUCGAAGGCGAGACGAUGCGGCCGGAUAGUGAGGGGAGCGGAGGGUGA
Messenger RNA from Fonsecaea multimorphosa CBS 102226, 3102 nucleotides. RefSeq lists its product as uncharacterized. The record is from RefSeq and is a predicted model, not a curated record. The transcript is spliced from 5 exons. Gene Ontology annotation, biological process: signal transduction. NCBI's taxonomy places the organism in Eukaryota, Fungi, Ascomycota, Eurotiomycetes, Chaetothyriales, Herpotrichiellaceae. Gene Ontology annotation, molecular function: 3',5'-cyclic-nucleotide phosphodiesterase activity. The coding region runs from base 1 to 3102 and encodes 1033 amino acids.